Armigeres subalbatus is the source of this 1330-nucleotide messenger RNA. RefSeq lists its product as uncharacterized. NCBI's taxonomy places the organism in Eukaryota, Metazoa, Arthropoda, Insecta, Diptera, Culicidae. The record is from RefSeq and is a predicted model, not a curated record. The coding region runs from base 217 to 600 and encodes 127 amino acids. The transcript has 6 exons.
UCGGUAGGACGAACGUCGCGCGGGGUGUGAAUUUCACCCGCCCGCCGAUGAAGACAUGCGAUUGCGAUUAGUACUGCGUUGAUUCUGGAAGCUAUCACUCUCGCUUCAGUCCCCGGUGUGCAUUUGCGGAUAUACGCAGCUGACCACUGAUACUAAGGCAUCGUUCAACAAGACAGAAAUCGUUACUCGGACUAAACUAAUCAGAAAUAUACAACCAUGUCGCUUCGUCUUGCAUCAUCUCCCUACUUCCGCCGUUUUCUUAUGCCCAAUAGAAAGACCGUUCCAUCACGCACAAUGAGCCGCGACCCCUACUCCGAUCCCAGAGGAUUCACUUUCGCUGAUAUGAAGAAGAACCCAGCCGUUAUCCCACUGGUCGUCAUCAUUUCUGCCACCAUGACGGGUCUUGUUGGCUACUGUACCUAUGCGUCGUUCACCCGUCCUGAUGUCAGUCUGAACAAAAAAACUUUUGAAUGGGAUACCAUGGACGUCAUGAAUCCAAAGAAAUUAAAGAUGCGCGUUUUCAACCAGGAGUACAAACCGAUGCCGGAAUUGAACGAAGCACUUUCCUACCGGGAGGAGUACGAGAAGAAGGAAUCUUAAGAUGAUUGUACAGCAACAUAUCCUGCAGAUAUUGCUGACAAGAUCUUUGAUGCAAAUGUCUCACACUGAUAAUAGUAAUAAUACUACACAACGUAGCUUCAAUUAAUUAAUACGAGCAUAUCCGUCGUCUUACAACACUAUUCUAUCGGCACGCGUACUUGUCCACAUAGGGGAACGGUUCAACAGUUCAUCCCAUAGCUCCUAUUUCCAUCCCAUCAAAAACAAAGCAAUAAAAAGGCAUUUGAUUUGUUUCUUAUUUUUGUGAUUUUUUCACCAGUGAGCACGCGUGUUAGCAAAAAGAAGCGACGAGAUUGGUGCUGUAUUUCUUUGUUUUGCGAUGCGAUGGAAAACAGAUGAGAUGGAAAACGGAACAGUUCCCCUAGUUGCCACGUUCCGUCUAUUCUACCUGUAAAAUGCACAGUGCAACUGCAUCAGUAGCGGUCGUUACUCAUGACUUGUAGAUGUCAAAAUGCAACAGCAGUAGUGUUAUACCAUGAUCAGACUACGGGCUUUUUACAUGCUACUGAGCCAUCUUGAUGGCAUUUCUCAAGCCGAACAUUUUAAUGAUAUGUUGUUCAAUUCGUAGUCUGAACGUGGUAUUAGAUGUUUUCAGCCAAUAAAUUAUUCUCCCUCAUAGUAUUCUGUCGCUGUUGUUGGAAGAGCUAGUCAAUAGUACACAAUAUAAUACAGCUUACAAGUUUAUUGUUCUAUCUCACUCUCGAUUCGUGAU